AUACAAUAGUAUAAUUUAUGGCGAUUUGUUGGUGCACGCUUUCAUUAAGAUAUUCAUUGAGUGAUUGACUGAUUACAACCACAACGUCAUCUUCAUUAUUAAUAAAGUGCUAUUAACAUUAAAAGAUAGUUGACACCAACUGUUUUGGACAAAUGCCUUACAUUAUCAUACGCGGCAAUUUAGCGUCUUAUAGCCAUAAAUAUCCGUGGCGUGUAUUGGUCUCCGGGCUGAAAGCGGAUGAAAUUGAGCAGUUGAAUAAAUUUUCGUGUGGCGGCUACAGUGAUGAGACAACAAUAGUUUAUUUGGUGCAUCCAUGUCGAAUCUUAUCGGCACUUGAGAUUUUAGGUUUUCGUGUGGUCGCUUCUUCAUCGACAGCUGUUAAGCAGGAUUACAACGAGUAUAUGUGGACUAUGCGAAAAGAGUUCCAUGAGCCAGAACCACUUGAAACGGAAUCGGUUGUGCGUGAAAAUCUAUCAAAUAUAGGACGUGAGGCAGCUGGUUUAGCCAAUUAUCACAAAGUUGAUUCGCCUGAAUAGGAAUAAAGAAUAAAGUAAUCAUACA
Ceratitis capitata (Mediterranean fruit fly) is the source of this 561-nucleotide messenger RNA. RefSeq lists its product as uncharacterized. Lineage: Eukaryota; Metazoa; Arthropoda; Insecta; Diptera; Tephritidae. Gene Ontology annotation, biological process: negative regulation of biosynthetic process. The coding region runs from base 153 to 536 and encodes 127 amino acids. The record is from RefSeq and is a predicted model, not a curated record. The transcript has 3 exons.